UCGGGGGUUCCCUCCUUGUUGCGGGCGACUUGGGGCAAGUGAAUGGGUUCUGUCCACCGGGCACCCCAAUAACCCAGGUACAGGGUGGUGGGGAGGGGGGUAGAGCUGCCUCCGCGCCCCACCCCGCCGAACACAAGAGCCACAGUCAAACACUAACUUUAAUUAGUUGAGGAUUUUGGGGUAUCCCGAAGAUGUACAAGUUGGACAUCCCCGUCGACCCAAAGCAGACCGCGGCCAUCGAGAGGCGACGGAACGCCGAGCAGCAGCGGCAGAGUCGGAUAUUCAACGCCAGGUACAGGACGAUCGGGGUUGAUCGACCGUUCCUGGAUCUCCAAGUGGAAGAGAAGAAGACCAGAGAGGGCAGGGAGAGACUGCGUGCCGAGGCAUUCGAUGCCGAGCGGCUCCGCUGCAACCAGACGGCACAGCGGCUGGAGGAGGAGGAGCGGAAGCUGGUGCGCCGGCUGAACGAGGAGCUGGUCGACUACCGGGCCCGUCACCAGCGGACCGAGGACUGCCGUGACUUCGACCUGUACGACCCCGAGGGGCUGAGGAAGGAGUGUCCGGCCCGGGUCAGCCAGGAUGACCCCCGCUGCGGGCCAUCGGGGAUGCAGAGGUUUGCGGGGGAGGACCCCAGCGAGGCCGCCCGCCGCAGGUUCCAGCGGCAGGAGGCCCAGAGGUGGCUGACGGCCCAGAGGCAGGAGAAGGAGCGGGCGGCGAGAGAUCAGGAGAGAGCAGAUGACCUCUUCCACAAGAAGCAGAUAGAGUUGGACCAGAGAGCGGUGGAACUCUUCAGGAUGGAGGAGGACUGUCGACGAGCCCUGGAUACAGCAACACUCAACUACAACAUGGCGCUGGCAGCAGAAAGGGCAGCGGCCAGGCAGGUGGAGCGGCGGAAGGAGGAGGAGGAGAAGCUGGCGGAGGUGGGGAGCCACGUGUACGGGGACGUCCUGACGGAGAACCCCGAGGUGGCGGUGAGCGCCCUCGGACCCCACCGGGUGGUCCCCGACCGCUGGAAGGGGAUGGGCCCCCAGCAGCUGGAGGAGAUCCGGCAGCAGCAGCGGCUCCAGGUCCAGGAGAAGAAGAAGCUGAAGAUGGAGGAGGCGCAGCAGGACGCAGAGUGGGACAGACAGCGGCUGGCGGACGCACGGGCCGCCUUGGCCAGGGAGCAGCUCGAGCAGGAGGCGGCCAGGAGGCUGAGGCAGCAGGUGGACACCUACAACAGGCAGCUGGGCUCCGAGCAGCUGGCCCACCAAGAGUACCUGGAUAAGGUUUACACAAAUGCGCCCACUGCCGAGUACUUCCUACAGUUUAACACGACCAGCCGCUAGCGUAUCCCGGGGCAGAGACAGAAGUGCCGACCUCGCAAAGAUCUGACGCUUAUGAUUCUGAUCUAAAUAAAGAGUUUACUUGAUGUUCCAGUGUUACUCUGUCCGUCUGUAUCAGUGAGGUCACUGUCGGUGUACCGUCUGUAUCAGUGAGGCCCUUCAGCCCACUUUCUGUAUGCUGACCCAGAUGCCCACCCCUGCUAAUGAUGUCCUGAUGCAGCGUUUCCACCUGAGAUGUCGAAGAUUCCUUCCCCUCCCCUCCCCACCACAGAUGCUGCUCGACCCACUGAGUUCCUCCAGCAGAUGGAUCAUUGGUGGCUUUAGAUUCCAGCGUCCGCGUCCCUGAGCUGGUCCCAAUUGCCCGCGUUCUGCCUGCAUCCCUCUCAACCUUCCCCGUCCAAACGUCUCGUAAACGUCGUCAUUGUACCCGCCUCCUCCGCCAGCUCGUCCCACACACCCACCACCCUCUGUGUGCGGAGAAUCCUGGCCCCCAGGUCCCCUUUACGUCUUUCCCCUCAAACCUUCGACCUUUACUGUUAGACUCCCUGACCCUGGGGGACAAAGUUUGAGACCGUCCAUCUUCGCUACGCUGCUCAUGAUGUUGUAAACCUCCAUAAGGUCACCCCUCAGCCUCAUUCACUCCAGGGGAAAACAGUCCCAGCCUGUCCCGCCUCUCCUUAUAACUGGAGCCCUCCAGUCCCGGGAACGUCCUGGUGAAUCUUUCCCGGCUUAGUGACGUCCUUCCCACGGCUGGGCGACCGGAACGGCGCACAACACUCCAAGUGCUGAGGGAGGGAUUGCGAAGGCUGACAUUACGCCGACCUUUAUGUUGAGGUGCCGGGGGUGAGGCUGUACUCUUAGAUGAUAACGAGGGAGAACUGUAAACACUCGUGGGCCCGACAUCCAAGGUGUGGUGACCUUGGAGGGGACUCGGUGUAGAUUUAUCAGAGUUCAAGGUUUAUAUCAUUAUGGGACAGGAAUAGUACACCACCCCUCCUCUGAAUCAAUAAAGUUGUGGAGCAGAGGGUCCGAGGGGUACAGGGCUCCCUGAAAGUGGGGUCACAAGUAGACCGGGCAGUGAAGAAGAUGUUCGGCACGCUGGCCUUCAUCGGUACAGGAGAUGGGAGACGAGAGGUAAUGUUGCAGCUGUAUAGGACCCUGGUCAGACCCCACUUGGAGUACUGUGCUCAGUUCUGGUCACCUCACUACAGGAAGGAUGUGGAAGCCAUAGAGAGGGUGCAGAGGAGAUUUACAAGGAUGCUGCCUGGAUUGGAGAGCAUGUCUUAUGAGGAUAGGUUGAGCGAGCUGGGGCUUUUCUCUUUGGAGCGACGGAGGAUGAGGGGGGACCUGACAGAGGUGUAUAAGAUGAUGAGAGGCAUUGAUCGUGUGGAU
Pristis pectinata (smalltooth sawfish) is the source of this 2717-nucleotide messenger RNA. RefSeq names its product RIB43A domain with coiled-coils 1 (gene ribc1). The record is from RefSeq and is a predicted model, not a curated record. Lineage: Eukaryota; Metazoa; Chordata; Chondrichthyes; Rhinopristiformes; Pristidae.